AAGGACUUGUAUGAAGAUAUCAAGGACCAAAGUACCUAAUGGCCGAGACUGAAGCUGCUGUAGUGGCGGCUCAAUUGCGCGCCGCUGUGCGCAAUCUGCGCGUCCGUGGACUAAAGCAGGCCACGCAGUUCGCAGCAGAGCUUCUACUCGGCAUGGGUGACGCUGCAUACGGCCAGUCGUCGUACAUACAGAGGAAAAGCGAUGAGGAUAACAGCGAGACGGAGGAUUGGGCGGAGGCCGAUCGAUUCGAGGCUGCCAAAGCCUGUUUCGACGUGGGCGAAUACCUCCGUGCCCACCACAUGCUCUCGCACACUGGAAGUGGCGAUGUCGAUGCUCUUCGUUGCCCCACUCAGAAGACGCGCUUCCUGAAAUACUACGCGCUGUAUCUGGCUGGAGAGAAGGCAAAGGAGGAGAUGGAUCUCGAGAUGAACGUGACAGGCAGCAGCAAAGAGGUAGAUCGCAAUUUGCACCGUCAGGGCUCGAAUCCUCAUCUAAAGGAGCUGUACUUGGCUCUCAGCGCAGCAUACCAGCAGAACUCGCUGGACGGAUUCGGUCUCUACUUGUAUGCUGUCGUUCUCAAGCGUCUAGGCUACAGCACAAGCACUGGUAGUACGCAAGCACAGUCGUCGACACCAGUCAGUAUGAAGACCCGCCAUCGUGCAGAUUUUGCCGAAGAACAGAAACGGCAACAAGUUGACGACUCCAAUGCCAGCCAACGUAAUAGAACAGAAGACUCAGGAGCUGCCACCACAUUGACAUUCGACGUUACCACUCGAUUCAUCCUCAUUGAGUCCAUCCGACGGUAUCCAUGGAACUGGUCAGCCUGGAUGGAACUCGCAGCACACUCUCCUUUCACGUCCAGUGAAGAAGAGGUUAUCCUUGCGACGAGCUGUCCCUGGAUGUUUCAACUCUUUCAAGCCCACGUCCUGCUUGACCAACAGCAGAAUGAUGCUGCACGAGCGCUGCUGACGAGUUUAGAAGACCACUUCCCGCAAAGCACAUAUCUCUUGGCGCAGCAAGCGUUAACCAGCUACCACAUUCGAGACUUCGACCAGUCCCAAGAGCAAUUCGAGCGACUAGCAGCACAGGAUCCGCAUCGAAUGGAAAGCAUGGACGUCUACUCGAACGUGCUGUAUGUAAAAGAAGACAAGACCGAGCUCAGUCGACUAGCUCAUCGAGCUCUUAAAGUGGAGAAAUACCGACCGGAAACGUGCUGUAUCAUUGGUAACUACUACUCCAUCAAGAACAAGCACGAUCGCGCGAUUGUUUACUUCCAUCGUGCAUUGAAAUUGGACCCGAAUUUCCUAUCCGCUUGGACACUAAUUGGACACGAGUAUAUCGAGAUGAAGAACACCAGCGCUGCUAUUGAGGCCUAUCGUCACGCGGUCGAUCUCAACGUACGGGAUUAUCGCGCAUGGUAUGGACUGGGCCAGGCCUACGAGAUCCUCAACAUGUUCCUGUACAGCAUCUACUAUUAUCGUAAAGCUGUGGCCAUCCGUCCCUACGACGCGCGGAUGUGGUGUGCUCUGGGUGGCUGUUACGAGAAGCUUAACAAGGUGGAUGAAGCCCUUGCGUGCUUCCACCGUGCAGUCAAUAACCAAGAUCGCGAGGGCAUCGCGUCAUACCACCUGGGUCGUCUGUAUGCAGCACGUGGGCGGCAACACGAAGCUGCCAAAUAUUACCUCAUGCAUCUCGGUCUUCGCAGCGCUCCCGAAUCAGUUCUGCACGAUCAAGAUGAAAGAGUACAGCCAGUUGAAGAUCAAAGAGAGAUCCUUGUGCUGCCCGGUGGCAGUGGCGGGAACAUCCGCGUUGAUACUCCUCAGGCGCUGGCUUCGAUUCUCUCUCUUGCUAACUACUACAAGCAGUUGGGUCGGUUCACUGAAGCCACCAUCUUCUGCAACCGACUGCUGGAUAUGCAGGGACCAGAGAAAGAAGAGGCCAAAGCACUCUUGCGUGAGAUGCACAGUCUCGAGGCCGCCGGUAUGCAGUUUACUUGAUAUUUCUUAUCAACUCACGAUGUUGCCGAGAAGCGGCACCGGUAAAUCUUCUUUGUUGCCUUCUGUUGCUCGGAUAUGACAACGGAACGACGCAAUUUGACUGCACUCUGGUCACUAGAUGGACUUGAUCCCAGCCAAGAUGCUUCCAGUUCUCGUACAAACGCCCCGACAGCGUUACUUUGGUCUUCGAUCGCAACGUGGAAUUCUAACGUAAGUGCUUGAAUUUUUCGCAUUUGGACAAAACAUGACGCGAAGUUUGUUUGAUCUUGACCGCCACAAGCGAUUCCAACUGCCAGAGUCAUCUUUGUCAUCUUGGGAACGACAGCACACGACAAUAGUUCGCAGAUCGUGCGUGGUUCAAGAUGCAAUUGUGGCAUUCGCAAUGUCAAAUUUUCACAUUCUUGAAGACCAUCCUCCACAAGUCUUGCUAUAGACGAUCUAAUACCGUGAGAGGAACCAUCGCGAGUGUAGCAGCAGAUUCGACACGACCUUAAUACCGCGUAGUCGGCGAUGUGUAUGAUUGCAUCGGCGGCCUUCUUGUCCAUUGUUUGGCCUGGCGCAAUGUUGAACACAAUGUCGAGAUGUUUCAACUGUGCGAAGCCACUUUGCAACUCAGCAGACAGAGCACCAAGCAGCUUGUCUGAAUACACGCCACUGCUGGAGGACCAUUUGAGUGUUUCUAAUUGCUGGAGAUCCCAAGCCUCACCCGCAUGCCAAUCUACGUCCAUCGGUUCAGAUCCACUGAUACCGGUUGAAGAGCUGCUUAUUCGACUCAACUCUAGCCGUUGUAUCGUGCUUCCCGGCGUGAACAAAGCAUCGAGCCAACGUGAUUCAAUGGCAGCAUAAUUUGACCCAAAAUUGAGUCGUUCAAGUCGAUUGCUCACCUCCACGAGAGCGGCACGAACACUCUCUUGUGUCAUCUGUCGAUCACUUGAGGAUUCAGGUUCAGGGAAGCAGGACUCCAACGAUAACUCUUCGAGAUGUGGGAGACUACUGAGCAGUGGAUGGAGUUGAGUCGCACCAUCGAACCACAAUGUGUUGAACGAGAGAUCCAGCGUCUUCAAGUUACCCAGCGCUGGUAGGGAAGAGCCGGACUCGCUAGUUAAAAUACGCAAGAGGCUAGCGAAGUCACCACGCACAGGAAGAGAAAUCCCACGGAGGCUGAGUCGCUCGAGGCUUUGGCGAAGCACCGGCACUCGUAACAAUUGACACAGCAUCUGAAAUGCUGCAGCAUUGAAAAACCCAUAGGAGAUAUCCAGCUCCUUCACAGGAGGCAAGCCCUGUGUGGAGAAAAUGUCCACUAACACCUGGAGAUCGUCUGCAGAGUGAAAGCCUAUGCCAGACAAGUUAAGAUGAUGAGAUCCCUUCUUUACCACUAACAACGCAUUCAUGUGUUGCUUUGGUUUGGAGCCGUUCUCUUCGCACUGAAUCGAUAAAGGGUUAGUCCAUUAUUACAUGCAUCGUCUCGAAGGAAUCUCACCUUUUUAUGGUAGAUACUUCGACCUGACAGUGGGGCACUCUGUCCACCUGCAGCAAUAUUUCGUCCUCGAGGUAUCCGGCGUCGAGCCAAUUCGGCAGCAUCCCUGGCAAGUGCUGCGGUAUCCUCGUUUUUCUCUUCACGUGAGAGCUCUUCGAAGCCCAUUUGGCGCUUCAUAUCAUUAAUACCCACAUUAUUCACUGGUGCCACAGGGACAUCUACAACCGAGGAUAGUCUUUGAGCUUGAGGGUCGUCUGACUUGAGGCAGAAAUCUUCCCAAGGUGCUGCGUCUUCCUCGCAUGAACAACUUUGCGGAUCAAAACAUGUGCGGGUGACCUUCGCCAGGAUUGAGGCAGCAGCACCAGAUGCUCCGAAUACUACCAUCCCUUCAUGAGGAUCCUUCCCUGUUGUUUCCACUCGAUCGUAAAAUGCACUACUUUGUCUACGAAAGUCCUCGAGACAUCGAGUUACUCUCUUGUCUAGCGAUCCAAUGACGUCUCGAUCCAAUACAUCCAUCUUGCUGAACCAUUUCUCCAGCCAACUCUCCUUAACCAGAUUCCCACUCUCCAUCCGCUGGAAAAUGCCAUUCCCGUCGUCAAUACUCAGACCUG
Molecule: messenger RNA, 4085 nt
Organism: Phytophthora nicotianae INRA-310
Lineage: Eukaryota; Oomycota; Peronosporomycetes; Peronosporales; Peronosporaceae
Exons: 3
Coding region: 39-1997 (652 amino acids)
Biological process (GO): cell division
Cellular component (GO): anaphase-promoting complex
Molecular function (GO): protein binding
Source: RefSeq, a predicted model, not a curated record